UUGAAGAGUGCUGCACAGGAUCGUGGCACAAGGAGAGUAUACAUUCAUUUUUCAGCGAUCGCACUCGGGCCCGAUCCUCACUACGAACUGAACUUACGAGUAGCUCGUCGACGAACUGAAUUACGAGUAGCUCGUACGACAGCUGUCGUCGUUGGCGUUUUUGUGAUCUGUUGGAUUCCUUUCAGUACCAUUUACGUGCUUCAGGCAUAUUCACUCUGUCUGAUGCCGGACUGCAUUACCAACACAAUGUAUGUGAUCGCCUUCUGGCUCGGCUAUUCUAAUUCAGCGGUCAAUCCGCUUCUGUAUGCAGCCUUCUCAAGAGAUUUCCGAGCAGCUUUCCGAAAACUUUACUGUUCAUAG
This is a messenger RNA of Cooperia oncophora, 360 nucleotides long. The record is from the annotation of a GenBank genome assembly. Lineage: Eukaryota; Metazoa; Nematoda; Chromadorea; Rhabditida; Trichostrongylidae.